UGAAUCGACUGACUGAGCGACAACUCGCAAAGGUCCCUCACCGGCUCAACCUGUAUUUGGGUCUCAACUGAGGUAUCUGUCGCUCUCCUAAGUACCUUUCUUCGUAUCGUAUCAGUCAAAUCCUUUUUCUAAGCCACGCGAUCUUAGUAUGGAUUAGUCAUUGUUAUAUCGCCUACUCCGCUCUCGAUUCUUGUCCAGCUGUCGUUCACUUCUCACAAACAUGGCUGAUUCUGAAACCACCCCUCCCGCCACUAACGGCGCACAAAAGGCUCGUCCAGAAAAGCCCGACGAGGCCAAGUUCAAGGCUGAUGUAGCAAAAGCCGAGAAGGAGCACGAAGCGGCUCAAGCCAGAUUUCAAGCUGCCAAGAGCAAGUUCGACACUGCUCGGCCUGGAAAGUCUUCUCCUGCGAACGAUCGAUUUCGAGAACUUGUCGAGGAACAAAAGGUCAUUCGCCAGAAGCAGCAGGAGCAUAAGGUAGGCAAGGCUGGGCUUCAAGAGAAAUACAACAAGAAUGAGUCCGAGAUCAAGAAAUGGAUCGCCGAGCAGAAGGAUGUCCGCUCUCGAGCUGGCUUCAAGAGCGCCGAUGAGAUCGAUGCAAAGGUUGCCAGUCUCACUAAACAAGUUGACUCGGGCAACAUGAAGUUGGUGGACGAAAAGAAGGCUCUCGCCGAGAUCUCCUCCCUCAAGCGACAGAAGAAGACCUUCUCCGGUCUGGAUGACUUGCAGAAGAAGAUUGACGAGAAGAAGGCCGAGAAUGCCGAGCUCCGAAAAUCGUUCGACAACCAGGAAACUCGGGAGCUGUCGCAGAAGUAUGAGAACAACCAAAAGGAACUUGACGACAUCAAGGCUACUCGAGAAGAUGCCAACAAGAACAUUGACAACCUUAGGGCAGAGAAGGACCAACGCUACCAGGAGCAAACAGUUACCUGGGAAGCGAUCAAAUCGGUCAAGGACGCCUACCAUGCUCAACGCAAGGCCUACAAGGAGUACGAAGAUCAACUCUACCAACAGCGACGUGAACGCCAGAAGGCUGAACGUGAGGCCUACGAGAAGGAAAAGCGCCGUCGUGUUGCCGAGCAGAAACUGGAGGAGGCUAGUGAACCCGCCUUCUUGGACGAAAUCCGUACCGCGGAAGGACUUAUCCGCCAUUUCGAUCACUCAUACGCUGCCGAGGGUGGCGAGAAAGGACCAGGUCAAUUUGCAGCCACUGCUCAACGCACUGUCGACGAGUCUGGUUUCAAGGGUAUGAAAGUGAUGAAGAAGGACGACGAAGACUUCUUUGUUGGCGGUGGAGGUAAAAAGAAGGGCAAGGGUAAGAAGGGCGGUGCGACAUCAUCUACCGAGGGACCUUUGAACUUGAACGUUGGCAUCUUUGAGGAGCUUGCCAAGGUCGGCGUUGACCCACCAAGCAGCCAAGCAGACGUUCCUGGAGUUGUCGACAAAUUGAAGGCAAAAGUGGCUACUUGGAAGGAGGGUCAAAAGGCCCAGACGGAAAAGAACAUUGAGAAAGCCCGCAAGGAAAUCGAGAAACUUGAAGUGGACGGCACUGAAGCCCCAGCUGCUGCCGCAUGAAUUCUAUAUAGCACGGGAACAGAAAAAACCUGAGAGCCUUCUACUAGCUACAUCCUAAAGAAUCCCGAUGUUCACAGCAUUGGACACCGGAGAUAUCAUUCAUAAUGGAAGAUUGAAACCG
This is a messenger RNA of Exophiala oligosperma, 1694 nucleotides long. RefSeq lists its product as uncharacterized. The record is from RefSeq and is a predicted model, not a curated record. Gene Ontology annotation, molecular function: mRNA binding. The transcript is spliced from 2 exons. Gene Ontology annotation, cellular component: nuclear outer membrane-endoplasmic reticulum membrane network; ribonucleoprotein complex; endoplasmic reticulum. Gene Ontology annotation, biological process: intracellular mRNA localization. Lineage: Eukaryota; Fungi; Ascomycota; Eurotiomycetes; Chaetothyriales; Herpotrichiellaceae. Bases 221 to 1573 code for a protein of 450 amino acids.